This is a messenger RNA of Copidosoma floridanum, 2686 nucleotides long. Its product is annotated as ecto-NOX disulfide-thiol exchanger 2. Gene Ontology annotation, biological process: ultradian rhythm. Gene Ontology annotation, cellular component: external side of plasma membrane; plasma membrane. The record is from RefSeq and is a predicted model, not a curated record. Gene Ontology annotation, molecular function: oxidoreductase activity; RNA binding. NCBI's taxonomy places the organism in Eukaryota, Metazoa, Arthropoda, Insecta, Hymenoptera, Encyrtidae.
UUCAGUAUAGGUACAUCCCAUCGCGUACAGCAAUACUUAGCGUUUCUAAUUUUUUUUACGUAUUCGCAUUUUUCCACUUUGCGCUGCUCGUUGUCGGGAUGUUGUACGGACUCGAUUGUUGCCUGCUAGACGAGAACUUGUCUCGCAAAAUAAUUGCCAAAGAUGUGCGACUUGCUUCCCUGUUAUCGAGCAUGGGGCACAUGGGACCACUCGCUCCCAUUCCCGGAGCACAAAACUUCAUAGAACUGGCUAGUCAAGGAUUUUCACCUUUGCCUCCACCUAUGUCACUACCUGGUAUGAACGAUUCACCGCUUGAGUUCAACGCUAAUAAAAAUCAACCCUGUGUUCGUGAAAGUACAGAAGAUAACGAUAGGAGAAGUAAUAAGAAUGAAAACAGAAGAGACCGUGACGGUAGAGACAGCCGUGAUAUUGGCAGAAGGUCAAGAGGAGAUCGUGACAGACGAGAUAGAGACAGAAGAGAUGAAAGGCUUGACAGGGAUCGCAGGGAGGACAGACGAUCUAACGACCCGGAAAACAUGAUUUCAUCUACAAACAGUAGUAAUCUCAGCAGCAACAGUAGCCAAGUAAGUUCAACGUCAAAUCCAACGGCAAAUAGUACUCCAAACCUUGGACCUCCAUUGGAAGCAUCUGCGGGAGUUUGGGGUAUGGGUUUAGGUUACCCAAUGAUGGGAAUGGGACCCAUGGGCACAGUUGGACCUCUAAUGGGGGACAUACCUCUUGGCCCUCAUAUGGGACAUGCUCAUGGCUUUGGACCCAUGGGGAUGGGCAUGAUUUCUCACGAAGGGCCCAUGAUGGGACCCCCAAUAUUGAGUCCAGGGCAAAUUAUGAGCGAAGCUGCCAUAAUCAACGGAACGUUACCGCAACCUGCCAUGCAGGGUACCAAAGAAAUUAUUCACUGCAAAAGCUGCACGCUGUUUCCACCAAACCCCAACGCUCCGUCUCCGACGACGAGAGAAAGACCACCUGGAUGUAGGACGAUAUUCGUUGGAGGACUACCAGAAGUCAUAACCGAAAGUAUUAUUCAAGAAAUAUUCGAGCGCUGCGGUGAAAUAACGACAUUGAGGCUAUCAAAAAAAAAUUUUUGUCACAUUCGUUUUGCAGUAGAAAGUAGUGUUGAUGCGGCAAUUUAUUUGUCUGGCUAUCGAGUGCGCAUAGGGUCAAAUGGGGAGCCUUCACAUACCGGUAGAUUACAUGUAGAUUUUGCUCAGGCCCGAGACGAUCAGUACGAAUGGGAAUGUAGGCAGCGUCAAUUGCAACGAGAGCAAAGACACAGAGAACGAGUCGAAAAGGAAAGGCAAAGACCACCAUCUAGUCCGCCACCGGUGGUUCAUUAUAACGAUCACGAAGCUUCAAAUAUAUGCGAAAAAAUAAAACAGGAAGACACAUUUAUGAAAGCUGUGCAAAUCGUUAUUACGUGGCUUGAACGUGGAGAUUGUACAAAACGGAACGCCAAUACCUUUUACUCAAUGAUUCAGUCAACAAACUCUCAUGUCCGACGACUUCUGACAGAAAAAGUCACGUACGAAGAAGAGCUUCAAAAGGCCAAAGAACUAAUGCAGGGCAGGAUGCAGGGAUUGCUCAUUCAGUUCAAUCAAAUUGGACGGGUGUUUACUGCCGCCAGCCACAAGAAGGUUUGGGAUCACUUCACCAAGGCACAGCGAAAGAACAUUGAGAUGUGGAAGAAACAGUCCUUGGAAAUCAAAUCCAUCCAAUUGGAAGCGUCUGCAAUGGAAGGAGAAGAUGAAAUGGAAGUUUCUGACUUGGAAGAUGAACCUCAGCGGAAAAAAGUUCGCAACGAUCAAAUGGUCAAUGAAGACGCCGAAAGACUGCAAUCGGUGAAAGAAGAGAAUGACAGUUUGCGGUGUCAAUUGGAGGCAUAUAAAAAUGAGGUAGAUCUGUUGAAAUCUGAAACAAAAGUAGAAAUCGAAGCCAAAGAAAAACAAAUGAAAAUGUUACAACAAACGUUCAAAGGAAUGCAAGAGCAGCUAAUGCAGUCGAGAAAGCAACAAGCUCAGGAUGAUCAAAAAAUCAAAGAUUUAAUGGUCAAGCUAAAUUUCGCGAAAAAAGAACAACCUGAAGAAAGCGAAGUCAUUACGUUGGAUAAGGACGACGAUGACGAUAUCAAUGAUGAACAGGGUACGCCAAAGUCGGUCGUUACAUCGUCUGGAUCAGUUCAAAUCACUCAAAAAGAUGCUAAAUUGAUUGGAUUAAUCGCAACGUUCUUACAUAUCCAUCCCUUUGGUGCGAGUCUGGACUAUGUCUACUAUUACCUACAAAAAAUGGAACCAGGACUUCGAAUCAACGAAGUUGAAUCUCUAAUGCAGCGAUUCCCACUAGUGUUUAAGCAGGAAUUGUCGGGAAUUGGCGCAAACAUGGAGAGGCGCUGGCAGUUUUCGGGUUUUAAUAUUUCUUCAAGUUUUUAAACAAGUCAUCACUUAGUUGUUAUUUUAUAUGUAAACAAAUUGUUGUGAUCUAUGUAUAGCUUUGUCAUAAUUUCAAAGUAAUGGUUGUCAUAGAACUUUUGUCGCAAGCGUUUUAAACUAUUGGAUCAAUUUUUUUUUUAUGCUGUGAAAUUAUUGUUUGUUAAUUUUUUUUAUCCAGCCUACAAUUUUUAGUAAGGUUGCCAUUAUAAAUGUUGUUUUUAUUAAAAAAUAAAUUUUUUACU